AAGCUAUUGGCUCAGGCUGGUGUCCAUCAGUAUGAUGUCAUGCUCCCGCCCCCCUGUGCAUGUGACCCGGAAGUGCUUGCACAUGCUGCAGCCUCAGAGCAGGAACCUAGGCUGCUGCACUCAAUCCGCCAUGUCUGCUCGCUGUAAGGCACAGACCCUGCAAGUGAUAGACACUGAGUACAGCGCCGAUGCUGUCGAAUGGUGCCCCCUGGACGACUGGGAUACUAUCUUGGCAUGUGGAACGUACCAACUAAAGAAGCCGGAGGGUAAGGAGGAUACCGAUGACCCCCACACCCGCCUGGGACGUCUAUAUCUGCACCGUUACUCCCCCGAGCAGAAGUUUUCUCCCAUGACUGAGCUGCAGCGACUGGAGACAGCCGCCAUAUUGGACAUGAAAUGGUGCCACUUACCAGUCGCUGGGCACCCCAUGCUGGCCAUGGCCAAUGCCAAAGGGGCUGUGGAACUGUACAAGCUUACAGGCAGCAGGGAGAGCUGCGCCAUUGAGCUUACGUACAACAUGGAGGUGGGACAGGAAUGCCUCGCUCUGUCUCUGGACUGGUCCACUGGGCUCAGAGAGAGCGGCUGCCCCAUAAAGAUCAUCUGCAGUGACUCCAGGGGCCGGCUGAGCCUCCUUCAACUGGACGAAUCGUCCCCCUCGCUGGAUAUUCUGUGCCAAUGGGAAGCACACGGGUUUGAGGCCUGGAUCGCUGCCUUUAACUACUGGAACUGCAACGUGGUCUACUCAGGAGGAGACGACUCUUUGCUGAAAGUGUGGGACACCCGAACCCAACCAGAUCGGCCGCUGUUAACCAGUAAAAGACAUUCUAUGGGAGUGUGCAGCAUCCAGAGUAACCCACACCGAGAGAAUGUCCUGGCUACAGGGAGUUACGACGAGCAUGUCCUAUUGUGGGAUACAAGGCAGAUGAAGCAGCCUGUGUCCGAUACCCAUGUUCAGGGGGGCGUUUGGAGGCUUAAAUGGCACCCGAUUCACAGUAACCUGCUUCUAGCCGCCUGCAUGCACAGCGGAUUCCACAUCCUGGACUGUGACUUUAAAUCAGAGGAAUGUCCAAUCCUGACAUCGUACGUUCUGCACAACUCUUUGGCGUACGGAGCCGAUUGGGCUAGAUGUUCUUCCCAGCCUGCACUGCUGACCAAUCAGGACGCGGCAGCUCUGCACUGCAGGGAAUCCACAGGGAGUAUCAGCGACUGCAGAACUCAGAAUCUCGACAGAUCCAAUCAGAACCUGAAGAUUUUCUACGAGUCUCCCACCGCCAGUUUCGAUGUGGUGCUGGAGGACGAGUCUGGCGAAUACGUGCCCGAAACCAACCCGUUACAGAAAGACGCCCCCCCGCCUGCGGAAACAGCAGUGUCUCUUUAUUCACCCCCAGACAGCAGCGUGCUGGCCACAUGUUCCUUCUAUGAUCACAUGCUCCACGUCUGGAGAUGGGAGUGUCAGCGGGCUCAGUCUUCGGAAUAAUUGCGCUUACGUGGGUUGUAGGAGGAGUCAUCAGUGGGACAUGAGAUCCUAAGGUUUUUAUAACUACGCCUACCUCAAAGCAACCAGCAGAGACUCUCCAAACACCACUAUUCCCAUUUUUUUCUUCCCUACGAAUAGUCCCUGACUUUUAUAUUUGUAUUUACAUGUCGGGGAUCACUGCUGCCGUAAGGGUUGCGCUGGCAAAUACAUGCUCUUCUAUAAUGAACUGUGGAGGAAGCCUCAAUAGAAGUAAUCAGUAUGGCAGCUACAAUUCUUAAGCAUUAAAAAAAAAAAACCCGUAACAGUAGAGGGGUAUGGUU
This is a messenger RNA of Xenopus laevis (African clawed frog), 1797 nucleotides long. It is a transcript of the gene dph7.L, whose product is annotated as diphthamide biosynthesis 7 L homeolog. The coding region runs from base 32 to 1477 and encodes 481 amino acids. Gene Ontology annotation, cellular component: cytoplasm. Gene Ontology annotation, biological process: protein histidyl modification to diphthamide. The transcript is spliced from 10 exons. Gene Ontology annotation, molecular function: diphthine methylesterase activity. NCBI's taxonomy places the organism in Eukaryota, Metazoa, Chordata, Amphibia, Anura, Pipidae. The record is from RefSeq and is a predicted model, not a curated record.